Penicillium waksmanii is the source of this 1233-nucleotide messenger RNA. RefSeq lists its product as uncharacterized. The coding region runs from base 1 to 1233 and encodes 410 amino acids. NCBI's taxonomy places the organism in Eukaryota, Fungi, Ascomycota, Eurotiomycetes, Eurotiales, Aspergillaceae. The transcript has a single exon. The record is from RefSeq and is a predicted model, not a curated record.
AUGAUCGGCCCAAUCCAGAUGCAGCAUUUUCUAGAGCCCAUUGGCUCAAGAGCUGUUAAUCUUUUCAUGUUUGCGUUUUCUGGCGGCGUCUACCUGGACUACCUGCCAGCUAUGUACGGCUAUCAAGCGAAACCCGGCUGCUUGCACAUGAGUCUCGAAGCUGCAGCCCUGGCUUAUAUGGCAAAUGAACACCACCGAAAAGAUCUGCGGGAGAUGGCACUACAAAGCUACGGCGCUGCAUUAUCACAAACGAAUCACGCAUUACAAGAUCUCAAACCGACCAUGAAACUAGAGACAGCGACGUCCGUACUCCUUCUAGCUCUAUUCGCAGUGAUAUCGCCUCAAAAUUCGAAUGAGCCACAAAAUAUUUGGUCAGAGCAUGUGCGUGGAGCCCUGGCGAUACUGGGUUCUUGUGGCCCCGAAAUGUUCAACAGUCUAUCUUCCCAGGGCAUUCUCCACCAUGUCAUUUCAACUGUCCAAAUUGAUUGCCUGGAUCGUCGUGUUAAGAUGCCUCCUCAACUCAAAGCUUUAUAUGCUUUGUCAUGGCUGAAUCCUGGACCUCAAGUACAACUUUGGUCUCUGGUAGACCGCCUUGCUGAACUCACUGCAUCAAUUGAAAGAACACCUACAUGUCUAUCAGACAUCGAAAAAAUACGCGAUCUCGACUUGAGCUUUGAAGAGUUAAUGAAAUCCAUGCCAGAAGCCUACAGCAAUUGCUUUGAAUUCGAGGAAUGCCCAACAACCGCUACUCACUUAUCGGAAGGAGAGAAUAUUGAGCGAAUCCCAGUUCUCAAGUUUGCUAGCCACAGAAUGGCCCAGAGAUGGAAUACGCUACGGCUACUACGCUUACGCAGCAUAGAUCUCCUCACAUCCGCAACGUCUGCUUAUCUGUCCUCCGUCCCAGCGGGGACUCAUUUGGAUGGGGAUCUCGAAUUAUGCCUCCAUAAUGCAUCUGAGACAGCGAAACAAAUUACUAUAGAGAUUUGCGCAACGGUACCGGAACAUCUCAGACCUGAUCAGUUUAGAAGAUGCGAUAUUAUGGGCGUGGCAGAAUCUGCCUGGGCGCGAUCGCUUGGAUGGCCACUAAGCAUGGCAAAGGCUACUCCACAUAACUCAGAGGCCCUAAAAAACUAUAUCGAGAGACAAAUUCGAGUAAUUGCGGGAAUUUCGAGUAUACACAACCUAGAUAUUCAAAGGGGCUCACAGGCUGGCUCGCCUUUUAUGGAUGGGUAA